Penicillium concentricum is the source of this 345-nucleotide messenger RNA. RefSeq lists its product as uncharacterized. NCBI's taxonomy places the organism in Eukaryota, Fungi, Ascomycota, Eurotiomycetes, Eurotiales, Aspergillaceae. The coding region runs from base 1 to 345 and encodes 114 amino acids. The record is from RefSeq and is a predicted model, not a curated record. The transcript has 2 exons.
AUGGCAAACCCCCUCCGAGCUUUUCAUAUACUUUGGUCGGCAUACAUCACUGAGAUAAUUGUGGAAGAGGAUCGGCAUAUCGUCAAUCCCGUCGCAAACGUCCCUGUUGAGGAGCGUAUGUUCAUGGUCAUGAGACCCGGUAGUCGCCUGCACAUCGAGAGAAAGAGAUACCAGAGCAAAUGGUUGACACAUAGUGAGAGUGAAUUUCAGGCAGGAUGGUGGCAAGUUACUAGGUUUACAGAAGCCAUCGCGGUUUGUUUUGGCCCCGAGAUGGCGCGUCACGGGGGCGGACAACAAGGCUCAGCAAGGCGGCUAGUUGAUCCCGUCGGCCCCAUCACUGCUUAG